AUGAUCCUUCCUUCAACAACCUUGAUAUUGCAGUUCGAACAAAAGCCGGACGUGGGGGUGCUUCAGCAACAGAUGCAGAUGCGAGAGGCGAAACCCUACAAGUGCACACAGUGCGUCAAGGUACCAUCAUUCUCGAUCGAUCGAUCGAUCCAUCGAUCGAUCGUUUUGCCCUCUCUCCAUCCAAUCGAGAGACCGUCCGUUUCAGACGUUCGCCAACUCGUCCUAUCUGUCACAGCACAUGCGCAUCCAUCUCGGCAUCAAACCGUUCGGGCCGUGCAACUAUUGUGGCAAAAAGUUCACGCAGUUGUCGCAUCUCCAGCAGCACAUUCGGACGCACACUGGCGAGAAGCCCUAUAAGGUUGGUUGUAACUCGGAAAUGAGACAUUUUGACGCAAAAUUGUUAACUGCAAAGUUGUAGAGCAUGCAAUUUUCAACAAUUUUGUAGUUAACCACUACUCAGCAUAGUUAAGGGUUCUUGAGAUAUAGGCAUUAGAAGUAAUCAAAUGAAAAUUUUGAAUGUUCACUCACCGAGCUUCCAUAACUUAAGAACUAGGCAAUUUCAAGUAAAACAGUCAAUUACAAAGUUGUUCAAAAUGCAAUUUGCUACAACUUUUCAGUUGUAACCUUUUGAGAGUAGUCACUGGUUCUCGAGAUAUAUCUCUUUAAAGUUACACACAUAAGAAUCGAAAUUUGCAGUGCAAGUUCACCGGUUGCGACAAGGCCUUUUCGCAACUGUCGAACCUCCAAUCGCACUCCCGCUGCCACCAAACAGACAAACCGUUCAAGUGCAACAGCUGCUACAAGUGUUUCGUCGACGAGCAGAGUCUUCUGGACCACAUCCCAAAGCACAAAGAGUCGAAACAUUUGAAGGUGAGCGGCCCGUCAACGUCCAAACUGUCUGUGGCGGAUAACUUUAAUGAAUUUAGCGUCUUAAGAUUCACAUUUGUCCGUUUUGCGGCAAGUCGUACACCCAACAAACGUACCUUCAAAAGCACAUGACCAAGCAUGCGGAUCGCUCGAAAACCGCCACGUUCGGGUUGGUUUUAAGAUGAUUCUGUGCUGAUAUUGGUUGAAUAUUUGCAGAAACGACGUGCCCGCCGAUCCGUUCGACCCAUCGCUACUCGCGUGGAAUCCGAUGCAAGGGAUGGGCGGCGAGGGCGGACACGACGCCUCUUCGUUCAACAUUAGUGAGUUAACAUUGAGAAAGGGAUGCUCAACUGAUGAUAGGCUCGCUUGCAGACCAGUUCGCCGCCAACACGAUGAUCGGCUCGCACGGCACGCCCUACUCGAACCCGGCCUUUCAGAACAGCGCGUUCAGUCAGCUCUUCAACAUUCGCAGCAAUCGAUACUUGAGCGAGUAUCCGACGACGACGACGACGACGAGCGCGUCAGCCAAGAAUGGAGCCGAUCGGACUCCCGGGUAGGAUGCGAACGAAUGCUUAUCCACAAAUUCGGAUAAUUCAUUUCAGAUUCAACAUGAUCACGCCACUCGAGAACAUUCAACGGUACAACGGCGCGACGGGCUCCGCGACGGCAGUCGUCACGGCCACGGGCUCGGCGGUCAUCUCGGCGACGCCUUCCGCCACGUCAGCAUCCAGUUCGUCGGCCGCUUUCAAUCCUCAAUCACUAAUCAAUAAUAUGAAGAACCAUUCGGCGUACUAA
Caenorhabditis sp. 36 PRJEB53466 is the source of this 1662-nucleotide messenger RNA. The record is from the annotation of a GenBank genome assembly. Lineage: Eukaryota; Metazoa; Nematoda; Chromadorea; Rhabditida; Rhabditidae.